AUGGCAUCUCAUAACAGCUGGCUCUCACGCAGGGUUCAUCCUCAAGUCCAAAGGGCGCUCCCGGCAAUCUCUGCUUCUCUAGCCUCCAGGGAUUCCGAGGAUGUCAUCGACUUGAAUAUCGCCGAGAAUCGACUGAUGCACUCUGCAGUACUAUCACUCUCCAAAGCAGUAAUUGCAGAACAACUAGGGUCGGAGGCUUUGAGUUAUCCAAGGGGAUUUGGUGGCCAGCCCGAGCUUCUCUCGGCGUUUGCGUCCUUUUUCAACACUUACUUCAACCCAGAUGUGGCGGUGGAGCCAUAUCACGUUGUCGCGGGACCAGGUGCAACAGCAUGUCUCGUGAACCUUCUCUGCAGUAUUUGCGAUCACGGAACUGCGGUCAUCGUUCCCGGCCCAUACUGGAACGGCUUCGACGUUCACCUGACUCUAUUGCCCGGUGUGCAUCUAGUCAGCCUCGAUCCAGAUCUGGGAGGAAAGGAUGCAAUGGACACCGGGCUUGACGAUUUGCUCGAUCAGUCUCUACGAGCUUCAGAGUUGUGGGGCAAGGAAGUCCGGGCGGUCUUGAUAACCAAUCCUCACAACCCAUCAGGCCGGUGCUAUAGUGUGGAAGCCCUAGCAAUGGCGGCACGCUUUUGCGAGAAGCACGCCCUCCAUCUCAUUGUCGACGAGAUCUACGCUAUGAGUCCCGUCCAUCAGUCCUCCCCGGGGCAAGAUGGCUUCACGUCAAUACUUGCAUUAGACAUGCGGGCGUUGGGUGUAGAUCCAGCAAGGGUUCAUGUCGUGUGGAGCACUAGUAAAGAUUUUGGCUGUAGUGGAUACAGAGUCGGCGCUGUGGUAUCGCAGGCAAAUCCAGCAGUUCGAGCCAGUCUCGGACUCCUCAAUACCACACAGAUCUCUAGUCUUGCGGCAAAUGUGACCGCAGGCAUGUUAAGCUCGCCUCAACUCCCCUGCCUCAUGGCACAGGGUACAAGGAAGCUGAGGCAAUCAUACUCUCAGAUCACAGCUUGGCUCGAGGCGCAUAACUUCACCUAUGUGCCUGUUACGGGAGGAAUCUGCAUUUUAGCCCGACUGGCCCCACAUGCACAGAGCUGGGAAGAUGAGGCUGCAAUUGUUCAAAAGAUCAAGGCUGCGGGAGUCGUCGUUGGUGCUGGACGGACAUAUCACCUGAGGGAGCACGAAAAAGGCUGGUGUAGGCUAGUAUUUGCAGUGCCCUCGUCCGUACUGAAGGCCGCUCUGUGUCGGAUGGAGGUGGCUAUGGGUCUGACAUCCUUAGAGUAG
Messenger RNA from Ramularia collo-cygni, 1275 nucleotides. RefSeq names its product related to 1-aminocyclopropane-1-carboxylate synthase, and related proteins. Gene Ontology annotation, biological process: amino acid metabolic process; biosynthetic process. The transcript has 4 exons. The record is from RefSeq and is a predicted model, not a curated record. Bases 1 to 1275 code for a protein of 424 amino acids. Gene Ontology annotation, molecular function: pyridoxal phosphate binding; transaminase activity. NCBI's taxonomy places the organism in Eukaryota, Fungi, Ascomycota, Dothideomycetes, Mycosphaerellales, Mycosphaerellaceae.